GCCGUAUAUCACACAUCGACCCAUGUCAGCGCGGCCGCCGACAAAGAUCGUGGAGGAGACCCAUGCACGCCUGCGAGCAGAACUGGACAGGUUAAACAUCCCACUGCUGGAUAUGUUGGAAGAGAAAACUGGUGUCGACAAGAUCGUGCUGGUCGUACUGGUCAUCGUGUUGUGGAGCAUGGUGAUUGUUGGAGGGGUCGGCGCUGGCGUUGUUUGCACGACUGUAAGCUUCGCCUACCCUGGGUACGCUUCGUUCCGCGUCCUGCAAAAGCCCGCCGUCGUCCGACCAGGCGAGGUUCGUUUGUGGCUCAUGUUCUGGAUCGUGUUUGCAUGCUUCAAGUUUGCCGAAGUGUUUGCGGACAAAGCGUUGGCGUCGUGGGUGCCAUACUACCACAUCCUCAAGCUGUGUGCUAUCCUUGCACUAAUCGUUCCGUCCACGAAGCGUGCCACGUCCUUCUAUACACAUUUCCUCGUGCCAUUCGUCAAGCCCAACGAGACGGACGUUGAUAAACUCCUGCGUGAAACCCAGCUCGAAAUGGACCGUGUCGCCGCCAACGUGUACAACAGCGACAUAUUUCACGGCGUGGUGAAUCUGUUCAAGGCCAAAACUGCGUAAUACACAAAUAUCCCAAUCCAUGCUCGUUGUCGUCGAGCCUAUGC
Messenger RNA from Aphanomyces invadans, 660 nucleotides. RefSeq lists its product as hypothetical. The record is from RefSeq and is a predicted model, not a curated record. The transcript has a single exon. The coding region runs from base 23 to 616 and encodes 197 amino acids. NCBI's taxonomy places the organism in Eukaryota, Oomycota, Saprolegniomycetes, Saprolegniales, Verrucalvaceae.